Darwinula stevensoni is the source of this 1628-nucleotide messenger RNA. NCBI's taxonomy places the organism in Eukaryota, Metazoa, Arthropoda, Ostracoda, Podocopida, Darwinulidae. The record is from the annotation of a GenBank genome assembly.
UCUACUUAUUCGAUAGAGGUUCUAUGGUUUGGGGGAAGUCUUACCAGAAAACCAGUACAGCACUGAGUUCGGUCAUAACACAGUUGGAUGGUGUGGCUUUCACCAAUUUCUCUGACGACGAGCUAAAAGUUCAGAAAGAAUACAAGCACCUCUAUCGUCGUAUCUGGGAUGUGGCGGACGAGGUAUUCCUCGAGCACGAAAACAACGCCUUUUUUGUCAUGACGAAUGUUAUCAUCACUCCGAAUCAGACAAUAGGACACUGUGCAGAGAACAACGAUGUUUGCGGAGCACCAUGUGACCCAAAUGCUCCUCCCUUUUGUCCUAUGGGAGAACCCCUGAAGCAUGGGACGAUGACCGGUGAAUGCAUCCUCAACAAUUCAACAAGGGACUACACCUGUGAGAUCAAUGCAUGGUGCCCCCUGGAGAACUACACCAAGCCACUGGGUGACCGAAAAGCAUUGUUGGAAGAAGCGGAAAAUUACACAGUCACGAUUAAAAACUUCAUUUUUUUCCCCGACUUUGGGGAGGAAUAUCACAGGAGAAAUGUCUUGGACAACUACACCGAAGAAGUUCUGAGGACCUGUUACUUUCACCCGAAGGAAGACCGCUUUUGCCCUAACUUCAAAAUAGCCACAAUUCUUCAAGAAGCUGGGAUCAACGAUUUCAACGAUAUCGGCGUCUCGGGUGGAUCCGUGGAGAUAAGGAUCAACUGGAACUGCGACUUGGACUAUGACAUAAAAUACUGUCUUCCGGAGUAUGAGUUUCACCGACUUGAUCAACCAAAAGUCAACUGCACUAACGAACCCUACUGGAACUUCCAGUAUGCUCACUUCGACGCAAAUAACGAUACCUUCCGCACCCUCUUCGACGUUUUUGGGAUCAAGUUUUGGGUGAACGUGUAUGGAGAGGGUGGAAAACUUUACUAUUGGAACAUAUUGUGGACCAUUGCAAGCCAAUUCACAUAUAUUGGUUUGGUCAGUCCUCAUGAGGAGGAUGAUCGGAAUUCGGUCAAACAGGUGAUAUCUUCCCUUAAGAAGAAAAUUGAAGAACAAGGCAUCCUGCAGGACUUCGAAGAGGAAAUCAACAAGCUCAUCCUUAUAAUCAAAGGAAACAUGAAGAGGAUCGAGAAAGUGGCAUAUGAACUGUGCAAAGAUAAGUGGGAAUCGGGUGUGGUGUACUUUGAGGUUCGGUAUUGCCCUCAUCUUCUCUUGAAUGACACACUCCUGAGAAGCCCAUACGAAUGGGAAGUCAUGGAAGGGGCAAGAGAGGUGAUUCGGGCAGUACAAAGGGGCUUGAAGAGGGGAAAAAUGGAUUUUGGAGUGGAUUCCAGAUCAAUUCUCGUCUGCAUCCGAGGAAAGAAAAAAUGGUCGUUUGAUAUCCUGCGCUUGGCCAAGGAGUUCCAGGAUGCCGGCGUCGUUGGGAUAGACAUGGCUAAGAGGGCACUGUUCGACGUGGUCCAGCAGAACGAGUCUCAAGAUGCCUCCGCUCCGUCGAGGAGGGAUGUGAAUGAUGAAGGGGCCUCAUCCCAACGGGGCCAGGAGAACGAGUCCCAAGAUCCCGACAGAAUUACGAGCGACUCGCAUGAGGCCUCGUCCCGAGAAGGUCUGGUGGGAUCAUAUCGAUUGUAA